AUGUGGAACUAUGUUGGAAUCGUUCGGUCAACAACGAGGAUAGAAACUGCUGAGCAGAGGAUCGGGGAGUUGGAAUUAGAGUGGGAGACCGACUUACUUCAGCAAGGGUGGGAACCAACAACGGUGGGGAUCGAGGUUUGUGAAAUGAGAAACCUAGGGGUGACUCAAGGUAAUUUGAGGCUUAAAACGCCCUGGAGAAACCUCUUCUGCUGUGCUAAGCUGGUGGUAAGCCGAAAGCCGUGGGCUGCACUACACCAUCGAUUUCCCUCAUUUGGAGGAAAGCAAGAGGCUGCCAACAAUAAUCUUCCCUUGUUCACCUGUGAAUGA
This is a messenger RNA of Ilex paraguariensis (yerba mate), 327 nucleotides long. Lineage: Eukaryota; Viridiplantae; Streptophyta; Magnoliopsida; Aquifoliales; Aquifoliaceae. The record is from the annotation of a GenBank genome assembly.